Molecule: messenger RNA, 1716 nt
Organism: Oldenlandia corymbosa var. corymbosa
Lineage: Eukaryota; Viridiplantae; Streptophyta; Magnoliopsida; Gentianales; Rubiaceae
Source: the annotation of a GenBank genome assembly
AUGGUAGAGCUCCGCCACUCCAGUUCAAUCGGAAGCCGGGCCUCGACGGGGAGUUCGCCGAUGAAAAGGGAUGAUGUGUCCUUAGCUUCCUCCCCUUUGUCCCCGGCUAAUCUUCCGUCUUCACUGGCUGCCGCUGCCGUCGUCGACGAUGACGAUGAUGAUAAUAGGACUCGUCAUUCCAGAGAUCGCGGGCUCCGAAAUCUCUUUGCCAAUCAGUUGCAUUCCCUCUUCCCUUUUUCCUUCACCGACGACGUUAGGGUCCACACUCACAAUUCAAGGAUCUCAACUUUCGUGCUCCUCUUUAUUUGUUUCACCCUCAUCAUUUCCGUUUUUUCAGUCGUUAAUCGAUUGAACUCCCCAUAUCUCUGCAAGAAAGAUGGCAUUACUCUCCAUUGUCCAAGGGUGAAGGAGCAUCCUUCACUAUGGGAAAAUCCAUACUCGGCUACCACCUCGUGGAAACCAUGCGCCGAACGGCGUGUUGGUGUAUUUUCAGAUCUUCCUGCUGAGAAUGAAACAAAUGGAUACAUAUUUAUACAUGCUGAGGGUGGUUUGAACCAGCAAAGAAUUGCGAUUUGCAAUGCUGUAGCUGUGGCCAAGAUCAUGAAUGCCACCCUAAUUUUGCCAGUGUUGAAACAAGAUCAGAUAUGGAAAGAUCAAACGAAAUUUGAAGACAUUUUUGAUGUUGAUCAUUUUAUUGACUACUUAAAGGAUGAUGUGCGCAUUGUUCGGGACAUUCCUGAAUGGUUUACUGACAAAUCGGAGCUGUUCACGAGCAUAAAACGUACUGUGAAGAACAUUCCCAAAUAUGCACCAGCACAAUUCUACAUUGACAAUGUGCUACCUCGGAUCAAGGAGAAGAAGAUAAUGUCCUUGAAGCCUUUCGUUGAUCGACUUGGGUAUGAUAAUGUUCCCCAAGAAAUCAACAGGCUGAGGUGCAGGGUUAAUUAUCACGCUCUAAAAUUUCUCCCUGAGAUUGAGCAAAUGGCUGAUCAACUGGUAUCACGGAUGAGAAACCGCACCGCUGAUUCAAAUCCAUUCAUGGCUCUUCAUUUGAGGUUUGAGAAAGGGAUGGUAGGCCUUUCAUUUUGUGAUUUUGUGGGAACAAGAGUAGAGAAAGCUCUCAUGGCUCUGUACAGGCUUAAAGAAUGGCCUCGACGUUUCAAGGAUGGUUCACAUCUGUGGGCUCUAGCCCUCCAGAAGAGGAAGGAAGGCCGGUGCCCACUUGAGCCUGGAGAAGUGGCAGUGAUGCUUAGAGCAAUGGGUUAUCCCAAGGAGACUCAGAUAUAUGUUGCUUCGGGACAGGUCUAUGGCGGACAGAACCGCAUGGCACCAUUAAGGAAUAUGUUCCCGAAUCUUGUUACUAAAGAAGAAUUAACAACGAAAGCAGAGUUAGAUGGGUUCAGGAAGCACGUGACAAGCUUGGCAGCCCUUGACUUCUUAGUCUGUUUGAAAUCCGAUGUAUUUGUUAUGACUCAUGGAGGGAACUUUGCAAAAUUAAUAAUUGGAUAUAGGCGAUACAUGGGUCACAGGCUAAAAUCCAUCAAGCCCGACAAGGGACUUAUGUCCAAAUCAUUAGGGGACCCGUAUAUGGGGUGGGCUAGCUUUGUGGAAGAUGCUGUGGUCACACACCAGACCAGAACUGGAUUACCUGAAGAGACCUUUCCUAACUAUGAUAUCUGGGAGAACCCCUUGACACCUUGCAUGUGUAGAGCCUAA